CCCGCUCCGCUCCGGCCCCGCCGCUGCAGGUUUCCGUGAAGACAAACAACUGAAAUGUGGAUAGCUUAUUCGUAGCUUGGUGGUGGUUGUCAUCUGGAACCUGCUGGUGUCUCCUCUCAGUCGCAGGCGUGGUGUUGGCAACUGAGAGCCAUGAAGGUUGUCCCAGAGAAGAAUGCUGUCCGCAUCCUUUGGGGUAGGGAACGGGGCACCCAAGCCUUGGGUGCUCAGCGGCUUCUGCAGGAGCUGGUGGAGGAUAAAACUCGAUGGAUGAAAUGGGAGGGCAAGAAAGUUGAGUUACCAGACAGUCCACGCUCCACCUUCUUGCUGGCGUUUAGUCCAGACAGGACCCUAAUGGCUUCCACACAUGUGAACCACAACAUCUACAUCACAGAGGUGAAAACGGGCAAGUGUGUUCAUUCCUUGGUUGGACAUCGCCGCACUCCCUGGUGUGUCACCUUCCAUCCCACCAUCCCAGGCCUCAUUGCUUCAGGAUGCCUAGAUGGGGAGGUUAGAAUUUGGGAUUUACAUGGUGGAAGUGAGAGCUGGUUCACAGAUAGCAACAAUGCCAUUGCAUCACUUGCUUUUCAUCCUACGGCUCAGCUCUUGCUGAUUGCCACUGCCAAUGAGAUACAUUUCUGGGACUGGAGUCGUCGGGAACCUUUUGCAGUGGUGAAAACGGCCAGUGAAAUGGAGCGGGUCAGGCUGGUACGGUUUGAUCCCUUGGGACACUACUUGCUCACAGCAAUCGUUAACCCUUCUAACCAGCAGAGCGAUGAGGAAGUGGAAAUCUCCGUGGACAGCACAGAGAUGCCGCAUUAUCGUCAGCGCGCUAUCCUUCCGUCUCAGCCUGUGAGGCGCACACCCCUCCUCCACAACUUCCUGCAUAUGUUGUCCUCCCGCUCCUCUGGCAUACAGGUGGGAGAGCAAAACAGUGUUCAAGACUCUGCUACCCCAUCCCCUCCACCGCCUCCACCACCACCACCUCCGCCUCCAGCCAGUGAGAACACAAGGGCAUCUGUCUAUAACAGGCUCCGGGAGCGAGUCAGCUAUCCCACAGCAGAGUGCUGCCAGCACCUGGGGAUGUUGUGCCUUUGCAGCCGAUGCUCUAGUACAAGACUUCCUUCUUCUCUCUUCCCACACCAGGAAAAUGCACCCUCCACGUCUUCUGGGGCCACUGGCACUUCCUUCUCCUCUGUGCAGACAGAGCCUUAUCAACCCCCAGAGCAGGCAUCCGUAGCACAGGAGGAGCAGGGGAUACUUAACAGGCCCUCUGCUUUCAGCACAGUUCAGAGCAGCACUGCUGGCAACACCCUGCGCAACCUUAGCCUGGGCCCCACGCGGCGGUCCCUCAGCGGGUCCUUGGCAGGCCACCAGUCCCGGUACCAACAGUCUGCGAGAGAGAUGGCUUCAGGCUUGGGUGGGUCUGACUGGUCCAGGACAGUGCUGAACAUGAGCUCUCGGUCCGAGCUGGAAGCCAUGCCUCCCCCUAGGACCAGUGCCUCCUCUGUGAGCUUGCUGUCCGUGCUCAGACAGCAGGAGGGAGGUUCCCAGGCAUCAGUCUAUACCUCUGCAACAGAAGGGAGGGGCUUUCUGGCCCCAGGGGCUGAGGUGAACAGUGGUAGUAGUGCUGGCCCGAGCAAUCCAGCCAGCAUUCGUAAUGAGCUCCAGUGUGAUUUGAGGCGAUUCUUCCUGGAAUAUGACCGGCUUCAGGAGUUAGAUCAGGGGAUUGGUGGGGAGCCCAGCCAGUCGCAACAGGCUCAAGAAAUGCUCAACAACAACAUUGAGCCUGAUCGACCCGGUCCCUCCCAUCAGCAGACUCCACAAAGCAGUGAAAACAAUUCCAAUUUGUCCCGGGGUCACCUGAACCGCUGUCGUGCUUGUCAUAACCUGCUGACCUUUAACAAUGACACGCUGCGCUGGGAAAGAAGCACGCCUAGCUACACACCAGGGCAGGUCCAAAGCACAUUUGAGGGUGUGCCUCCAAAUACCAGCCAGGUGCAGCCUGCAGAGAGAACCGAGGGCAGAGCUCCUGCCUCUAGCAGACUGCAGCUGGGCAGCUCUUCCACCCCGCAGGAGGAGAGGACCGUGGGAGUGGUCUUUAACCAGGAGACGGGGCACUGGGAAAGAGUUUACAGCCAGUCGGCUUCAAGCAGACCUGGGAAUGUAUCACAGGAGGCCUUAAACCAGGAAAUGCCUGAGGAAAGCUCAGAGGAGGAUUCACUCAGGAGGAGGUUGCUGGAGUCUUCCCUCAUUUCAUUAUCUCGCUAUGAUGGAGCAGGAUCCCGGGAACAUCCAAUCUACCCAGAUCCAGCCAGGUUGUCUCCUGCUGCAUAUUAUGCCCAGAGGAUGAUCCAGUAUCUUUCCCGGAGGGACAGUAUUCGACAACGCUCUAUGCGAUAUCAGCAAAACCGUCUCCGCUCUUCCUCCUCCUCUGCUUCCACUUCAGAGAACUCAAGCCCAUCUGUGGAGGGAAAUGAUCUGGAAUUUGAAGAUUUUGAGGACAACGGAGACCGAUCCAGGCACCGAGCUCCCCGGAAUGCCCGCAUGUCUGCACCGUCGCUGGGGCGCUUUGUCCCGAGACGCUUCUUGCUGCCAGAGUACUUGCCUUAUGCUGGGAUUUUCCAUGAACGAGGACAGCCUGGCUUGGCCACCCAUUCCUCUGUCAACAGGGUCUUGGCAGGUGCUGUGAUUGGGGAUGGACAGUCAGCUGUGGCCAGCAACAUUGCCAACACCACCUACCGGCUCCAGUGGUGGGACUUCACUAAGUUUGAUCUGCCUGAAAUCAGCAAUGCCUCUGUGAAUGUGCUUGUUCAAAACUGCAAGAUUUACAAUGAUGCUAGCUGUGAUAUCUCUGCUGAUGGGCAGCUGCUGGCAGCUUUCAUUCCCAGCAGUCAGAGAGGCUUCCCUGAUGAAGGAAUAUUGGCUGUAUAUUCUCUGGCACCCCACAACUUGGGCGAGAUGCUUUACACAAAGCGAUUUGGACCUAAUGCCAUUUCUGUGAGCCUGUCUCCAAUGGGUAGAUAUGUUAUGGUGGGACUGGCUUCCCGACGUAUCCUGUUGCACCCCACUACAGAACACAUGGUUGCUCAAGUUUUCAGGCUGCAACAGCCCCAUGGUGGAGAAACCUCUAUGAGGAGAGUUUUCAACGUUUUGUACCCAAUGCCUGCCGACCAGAGGAGACAUGUCAGCAUAAACUCUGCUCGCUGGCUGCCUGAGCCGGGCCUGGGAUUGGCAUAUGGCACCAACAAAGGGGACCUGGUGAUUUGCCGACCAGAGGCCUUAAACUCUGGAGUUGAGUACCACUGGGACCAGCUGAAUGAGAAUGUCUUCACUGUGCAUUCCAGCAGCAGGAGUGAGCGGCCUGGAACCAGCAGAGCUACAUGGAGGACAGACAGGGACAUGGGCCUGAUGAAUGCCAUAGGCCUACAACCCCGAAAUCCCCCCACCUCUGUGACAUCACAGGGUACCCAGACCUUGGCGCCUCAGCUGCAGAAUGCCGAGACUCAGACAGAGAGGGAGGUACAGGAGCAGGAAUCCGCCUCUGCAGGGACUGGUGAAGGUGAAGGUCCAGAAUAUGGGGCCAGUGGGGAGGAUGCCCUGAGUAGGAUUCAAAGGCUGAUGGCAGAAGGUGGCAUGACUGCCGUGGUUCAGCGGGAGCAGAGCACCACCAUGGCAUCCAUGGGCGGCUUUGGCAACAACAUCAUUGUGAGCCACCGGAUCCACCGCAGCUCUCAGACUGGCACAGAGCCCACUGGAGCUGAGGGCACGUCAGCACAGCAGUCCACCUCUCAGCAGCUGGGCACAGAGCUGGAGGGACGGAUCCUGUCAGAGUCUGUGCAGCUGCCGGAGCGUGGCCUGAGCCCGCGGACAGCCCUUAGUGGGAGUGAAGGACAAAGCGCUGGUGACCUGGAUCUGCCAGAGCAGGCCCAGUCCUCCAUGGACACCGAGGGACCAAUUGAAUACAGUGACCUAACUAACAAUAACCAUCUUCCUGACAGUACCAACUUCUAUAGUAACGACAGCACCAGUGGGGAGUCACGGAACAGCAGGCUUAUGGAGGAAGUAUGGGGAGAGUGCGAGUGCUAACGAGGGAAACACCAAAGAUCAAUGUCAUUAAAAUAUGACAAACCCUUGCUUGA
Molecule: messenger RNA, 4139 nt
Organism: Vidua macroura (Pin-tailed whydah)
Lineage: Eukaryota; Metazoa; Chordata; Aves; Passeriformes; Viduidae
Gene: AMBRA1
Product: autophagy and beclin 1 regulator 1
Exons: 19
Coding region: 151-4086 (1311 amino acids)
Biological process (GO): autophagy
Cellular component (GO): intracellular membrane-bounded organelle
Molecular function (GO): protein binding
Source: RefSeq, a predicted model, not a curated record